AUGAAUUACAUACUGCUUUUCGCCUUUGUUGGUGUGGCUGUUGCCUUACCCAUCAACGCUGAUGACGAUGACGACAAGAUCGUGGGAGGCUACACCUGUUCGGAGAACUCUGUCCCCUAUCAGGUGUCCCUGAAUUCUGGCUAUCACUUCUGUGGAGGUUCCCUCAUCAGCAGCCAGUGGGUCCUGUCAGCUGCUCACUGCUACAAGUCUCGCAUCAAUGUUCAGCUCGGGAAACACAACCUGGCCCUCACAGAAUCGUCAGAGCAGACCAUCAGCUCAUCUAAAGUCAUCCGCCACUCUAGCUACAGCUCCUCGUCGCUGAAUAAUGACAUUAUGCUCAUCAAGCUUUCCAAAGCGGCCACGCUUAGCCGAGCUAUCCAGACGAUUGCUCUGCCCACCAGCUGUGUGACCGCAGGCACCACAUGCCUCAUCUCUGGCUGGGGCGCCCCUCGCCCUCACUAUUGACUCCCAACAGUACAGGCUAAUUACCCAGACACCUUGCAGUGCCUGAAGGCUCCUGUACUCUCCUCAAGCCAGUGCUCUUCAGCCUACCCUGGGCAAAUUACCAGCAACAUGAUAUGCGUGGGAUACCUGGAGGGAGGGAAAGACUCCUGCCAGGGCGAUUCCGGCGGUCCCGUAGUCUGCGAUGGGGAGCUCCAGGGCAUCGUUUCCUGGGGUAUUGGAUGUGCCCAGAAAGGCUAUCCCGGGGUUUACACGAAGGUUUGCAAUUACGUCUCCUGGAUCGAAUCAACUAUUGCUGCCAACUGA
Molecule: messenger RNA, 768 nt
Organism: Opisthocomus hoazin
Lineage: Eukaryota; Metazoa; Chordata; Aves; Opisthocomiformes; Opisthocomidae
Source: RefSeq, a predicted model, not a curated record